This is a messenger RNA of Chara braunii, 1439 nucleotides long. The record is from the annotation of a GenBank genome assembly. NCBI's taxonomy places the organism in Eukaryota, Viridiplantae, Streptophyta, Charophyceae, Charales, Characeae.
GCGUGCGUUUAUCCGUCUGUGUGUGCGCGUGUGUGUGUGUGUGUGUGUGUGUGUGUGUGUGUGAGAGAGAGAGAGAGAGAGAGAGAGAGAGUGAGAGAGAGAGAGAGAGAGAGAGAGAGAGAGAGAGAGAGAGANGAGAGAGAGAGAGAGAGAGAGAGAGAGAGAGAGAGAGAGAGAGAGAGAGAGAGAGAGAGAGAUGGAGGUGGCAGCAGGUCGGUCGUUGUCGACGUGCUGCACUUGUUUACGAAGAGUGGACACGGACGGACGAGUGCAGUGCGCAGAGUGCUUGGACAAGAGCAUUAUGAGAGCUUGCGCUCGUCGAUCGGGAGGGAGAGGUAACGCGCUUUUCUCCUCUUCGUCGUCCUCUUCGCAAUCUUCCUCCUCUCAGCGUUCGGAUCCUCGGCGGUCAUCCUCCUCGUCCUCUUCCGUCCAUUUCUCCUCGUCCUCCUCCUCCUCCUCCUCCUCCACCACCACCACCUCCUCCUCCUCCUCCUCCUCUUGCAGUACAUGUCCGGCCGGCGGCCGGGAUCCGUGCCCCCACGACAACCCCUUCGCGUCCGCCGUUCGAUAUCUGCCUUUCCCCGGCCGUCCACGUGUCGUGAUGAUCAAGAACCGGAAUCAAGCACCCGCGGCGCCCGCGGCGCCGCCAUUGAAGGGUAAUUAUUACCCUCGGAACGCGGCGGCAACCGCAGCAGCAGGGAUCUGUGCGGGGAGCACGCGUCUCGCACCCACCGCCUGUCCGGAGGUAGCAGUUCCAAGGGACACCCUGCGCUUGAACAGCGGUGGGUGUCAGCAUCACGCAAGCGGAGAACGAGGGGGCGGAGGGAAUGCGCUCGGGGGCGCGGGGAAGCCAUCGGCGUGGAGCGGCCAUGGCGGCGCCGAAGCGAUGGGGAAGCGCAUUGCUGCCGCCGCUGAAAGCGCAGCUCCGGGCGAAGUUCCCAUGGCGAUCUUGUCGGCGAAGAACCCUCCCGCUCGCGCUUGCUCUGCCCAGACCACGCUUGUGAACGCGACGACGAAGACGAAGACGAAGGUCAUGCCAUCGCUAUCGAAGGCUGUGUCGAUGGUAGAUCGAACAGCUGCGGCCAUGAUGAGCGCAGCAGAGCAGGCUCGGUCGGAGCCCACGGCGGCGAUGAAGAAGGUGCGCCUCCGCCAUAGCCGCGGAGGGGGAAGCAUCUCGUCGUUCAUGACGGUUGGCGGAGCAGAUGAAGGGUUCCUGGACGAAAUCCUGUCCAGCUUUUCGGCGCCCUGCUCGCCCGGGGAUAGGAAGGGAGAGGAGGAGAGGGGAUCAACCAAGCAGGGAGGGAGUACCAGCCCGUUGUGGGAGAGGAGGUGUUUCACGCGGCCGGCGAUGCUCGAGAUCAAUAGCGUAGCAGUGCCUGUCUAACGGGUGUGCUGCCGCUGCUGCUGCUGCUGCGGCAGGUUCUGCUGCUGCUGCCAAG